UUUUUUUUGUAUUUUGGAUGAUGGUAAUUUGAUAUUGUUAGCGUCAAUCAAAGGGAUAAAAUGAGCCAAAAAAAAACAGGAAAUACAGCUACUUAUCUUUUGACAAAGCAGACUGAUCAACUUCCUGACAUAAAUCGUGUCAAGGUUGUCAUAGUUGGAGUUGAUGUUGCUGUUACAAUUGCAAUUUUAUUUAAGCGCCUUGCUACGGAGCUGGUGCUGAUAGACACGAAUGAGAAACUUGCUAAGGAAACUGCUGAAGAUAUAAGUCACGCGGGUGGUUGUCUUGGUAAUCCAAAGAUCGUUGGGACCAAAGAUUACAGUGCAGCUAGAGAUGCAGCUGUUUGCGUCAUCACCACAGGUGGUAAACAACAUGAUGAUCAACAACAAUCAACAUUGUUAAAUCAAAAUUUUGAUUUAUUUAAAUAUAUUAUUCCAAAUGUUUGUAAAUAUGCACCAAAUUGUAUAUUAAUUAUCGUUUCAAAACCAGUUGAUAUUUUAUCAUUUGCUGCUAUGAAAUUAUCUGGAUUUCCUCCAAAUCGUGUAAUUGGACUUGGCACAUUUUUAGACAGCUGUAAAUUUCAAUAUUAUAUUUCUGAACAACUUGGUGUUUCACCAAGUUCAAUUCAAGCUUUGGUUAUUGGUGAAAAUUCUUCCAAUUCAGUGCCAGUAUGGUCUGCGGUCUCAUUAAUGGGAGUUAAAUUGAAAGAUAUAAAUAAAGAUAUUGGUAAUAAAAUUGAUCCCGAAGGUUGGAAUAUUAUUCAUGAUAAAGUAAUUAAUAUCGAUGAUGAAUUAAUUAAAAACAAGGGAUAUCCAAGUUGGGGUGUUGGUAUUUGUGUUGGUGAAAUUGUUGAUGCUGUUAUUCGUAAUACUUGUGUAUGCAUGACAGUGUCAACUUAUAUUAAGGGAUGUAAGCAUGGUUAUGAAAAAGAUAUUUUCAUGUCAUUGCCAUGUAUUAUUGGUAAAAAUGGUGUUCAAUCAAAAAUACGUCAUCCAUACACUGAUGAAGAACAAUCGAAAUUAAUUAAAUCAAGUAAAUCAAUUUAUGAACUUCAAAAAACAAUAUUAGAUCAACUUGAAUAAUUUAUA
Messenger RNA from Aphidius gifuensis, 1086 nucleotides. Its product is annotated as L-lactate dehydrogenase B chain-like. Bases 61 to 1080 code for a protein of 339 amino acids. The transcript has 6 exons. The record is from RefSeq and is a predicted model, not a curated record. Gene Ontology annotation, biological process: carboxylic acid metabolic process. Gene Ontology annotation, molecular function: oxidoreductase activity, acting on the CH-OH group of donors, NAD or NADP as acceptor. Lineage: Eukaryota; Metazoa; Arthropoda; Insecta; Hymenoptera; Braconidae.